GUCGCCAGUCUCGCGUUUGGCUCCGGUCAGGUGUGUCGUCGUCGCACCCGAAUUGUGUCACAAAACGGCGGGGCGACCCCCCUCUCUGCUGCGAGAACUCCCGCCCCUCUUAUGUAGUCGCCUCUUUCGUCGUCGUCGUCGUCGUCAAGGGGGAUUUGUUUAUAUUUUUAAAAAGCAGUCGAUUAUUAUGACUCGCCUCCAAGUGGUCUCCUGUCUCCAUCGCGAGUGAGCCUCCGACUAGUUCCCGCGCGCGCGCAUGACGACCUCCAGCCUCCCCUCCUAACGGUCAGCUCUUGAACAGAAAGAUAAACAGAAGAAGAAGAAAACCUCCUUCUCCUGAUGGGAACGAGCGAGGACUGAGCAUAGGGAAGGAUUCUCGGAGACUCUGGAAGGGACCACGGGUUGAAAAUGGGCAAAUCCAGCGACAAGAAAUCGCAGAGGAGUGACAGUACUAAAGGUCCGACAAGAACAAAUAUCGUCGGAAAAUUCACUCAGAGCGUGAAACGGAUAGUCCAGGAAGUGAAGGAGGAAGGGGUUCCAGCUGACGGAGAAACAAGGGACGAAGCCAUCGCCACGAACCAGCGCCUCAGAGUUGUCAGAACUCGACUGGAAGAAUCUUACGAGACGGCAAAAACUGCUCUUCUGACUCUACACUCACAGUACAAUCACAGCAAGACCACCUGGAAUGUGUUUACCCGUUACUCACUCCUCAAGGCUAUGAUAAAGGAGGUGGUGAGGCUAGAAACUGAGUACUGGCAGCUCCUGGACAUUCCCCGCCAGGACAAACAGGAACCCGUCCUCACAUAUGUCCUGCGCGCCUGCGCGAUUGUCGAGAAGAGUCAGAGGUCGCUGGAGCAGCAGGAGAAGACCAAGAGGGCUGACGAAGAUGAGGAAAGGAAGAGAGAAAACGCUCAAAGACUCAAUGGGAUGACCACAUCUCAAAUUCUUGAAGAGAACAACAGCUUAACCAAUGAACUGUACAGGCAGUUACGGAAGUACUCCUCCCUAAGGACUCUCAUGCGAGAGCUCAAGGACGACUACAGUGAGAGCAAGAUGUAUCCUAUAAUUCCUCGCUACUUUAUGUUGAAGGACAUGAUCCACGAUGUCAUGCGUGAUCCUGCCUUUGUUGAGGUUUGCCAUGAAAUUAACCAGGGUCAGCAAACAAACACAGGUCCCAACUCAUAGGGCCCGGAGGGGAGUCCAGAAAGGAAUAAGCUAUUGUAGCUCAGAGGUUCUGGUCAUUUUGUUGUUCUUAGCCCUAUCAUCGCCCACUGCCAUGGUCUUCAGUUCGAAGGUCCUCGGAUGUAACUUUCGCGACGCAUGAACUCUUCGCAUCUGUAAUUUACCUUAAGAAGUAAAACAUUGCCCAAACUUCACACAAUGCUUGUAUGGCUAUAAAACCUCUAACAUUCCGCCCUCAUGGUGGAUAACUGGCAGCUGAUGUUUACUUGGUUAAGUGUCGUGGUGUAGAUGUUGGUCAUUUUAUAUCAGAAGUAGACUUGGUCAUUAGCAUCAUUGUUAUUGUGUCAUCAUUACGAGACAAAAAUUCCUACCCGUCAUGGACCUUGUAUAUAGGUUUAUAAUAAAUAAAAUGCAUGUAAAUAUAUAUGUAUAUAUAAAUAUAUAUUUAUACAUACUACUCCUAUACAUACGGCGUAUGUAAAUCGGUACUGCCCAGAUUUGUGUGCGAGCGUUCACGAAGGAGCAUGACGAUUAAGUAUGAUAAUGAUCUUGUUAGGCUUACUUCCUAUUUUAGAACUGUGAUUAGGACAAAUCAUACACUAACAUGAUGCACAAAUUCAGCUGUACUCUUUUCCUCUCAAGGCUUGCCCAGUGUAAGGGUGGAUGCUUUCCUUUUUUUAAGGCAGGUAUAAACAACAAAGGAACCUUCUUGGCAACCUGAAUUAUAAGAGCAGCAAGGUAGAAGACUUGCUAUUGACCUAAGUUAUAAAACACAAGAGACCUUCAUUAAGUAACAAAUAUGAUCAUUGCAAAGAACUUUGUUAUUAAAUUCCAUAAAACCUCAAGAGAAGCCUGUUAAUGACAAACACUCUAAGGGGGUCUUAAUUAGUGAAUCAUUAUAAACACCACAAGGGAACUUGUUUUAUAAUUGUACUAUAAAAAUUACAAAAGAACCCCGAUAGGAACUUACAAGGGAAUCUUGUUAAGGGCUUUCUUAUAAAGCAGCACAAGGGGACAUUGUUAGUGGCUUCAUAACCAAAAUUAUCAUGAAACAAUUCUGUAUGAACAUGAUACAUUAAUAUCGUCAUCACUUAACAUAUUACAAAUUUGGUAGUUUAUUUAGGGUAAACUGCAAAUAAGCCUGGUCAGUGAGUCCCAAAUAAUCCCGAGAAAGACUUGUUAAUGACUAAUAUUAAACUAACCACAAAAACCUUGUUAGUGAUACACAAGGGAUUAUUUAUAAAAAAAAAUUACCACUAGAUUUUUCAUUAUAGACAUUAGGAAGAAGUGUUCUUUAUCAGUGGUUCUAUUAUAAAUUUACAAAGCACAGAAACACUUGAUAGAUCACUGAAAACAUUGCAAGGAAAUUUUGUUGAGGAUUUCACUUUAAAGGUUACAAUUUACAGAGCAUUGUUUGUGUCUUCACAAGAUAUACAAGUAACCUUGUUAGUAGGAUAGGAAAAUUUGUCAGAGGCAUCAUUAUGCACAUCGCAGAUAAACUUAAGACGACUAAACAAUACAAGUAACCGUGCUAAUGAUUCAUUAAAAAAUUCUACAAAACAUGAUUAAUAACCUUAUAUAAACACUGCAAGAAACUUUUUCACAACUUCUGUAUGAACAAACAAGAAACCUAUUAUUUCGGCAGGGAAUCAGGGUAGUAGCAACUCUGGUGGAUAAUAGAAAAUUUUUUUUCACUGUACAGUUUCAACUACAGGGAAUCUUCAGGACAAUACGUAUUCGGAUGCUAAUAGGUUUACAUAUAGUACAGGAAUUUCAUGGACAUACUUCCAAACACAGUUCAAGGUGCCAUUGCACACAUCAAGGUGCCUAGUUGAAGAAUAGCCAGGUGCAGGUUAAAAAAGUAACUUUGAGGGCAGUUAAUUUGUAUCUUGACGUUAUCAUGUCUUUAUUUGUGUGAUGCUAUUGUGUCGUUUGUAUGAGAAGUACUUACUCACUGUCACUAUUAUCAUCAUCCUUGCUCUUAUCAUCAUUACUAUAGACUAUAAAAUCCUUUUAAAAUUACUUUUGGAUAAAAACCAUUUGCUGCUAUUAUUUUCAUUAAUACCAACAGCCUUCUGAUUAGCAGUGUUACGGAGAACUGGAUCUGUCGGUGCCAGACUGAACCAUCACCACAAUGCAUGAUACCAUCAACUUGACUAUAUUUCAACCUGGACCCUGUGGUCUUGGCAUGAGUAAGGUUAAGUGUGUGGUUUUAGUGAUCUCAUCCUCUCCAAAGAAUAUGCUGGGUGAUAAGAGCUUAACACCUUAUUGAGUCAAUCCUUUUAAAGUGAGAGGUGGUUGGCUGAGAAAAUGGCAUACAUACAUAGGUCAGCGAGAUCCAUCGUCAUAACAUCACACACCUACAUCAUUUCGUUUCAUCCGUCACUUCUGCCAUCCUCCUCUUUUUCCAUUUCAACCACCUACUAUAAUUGCUUCAGCCUUCAUUUUAUCCAUUCUUCUCUCAGAUAACAUUCUAAACCUAUACCAUACAGUUUUCAGGUGUUACAUUGCUUACAUUUUCAAGUCAAAACUGCUGUUAGUUGUGACCUCUGACCUUGUUUAUUAUCGAAGACUUGUUACUGAUGUAUUUUGCAUUCUUCAUUUGGGGAACGCUCAUCAUUCUUUCAGCAUGAACAAUGAAGGAAACUUGAGCCUCCAUAUCUCACAGAUGUUUCCUCACACUUUGCCUUGUAAUUCAGUAGUGACUCAACCAUUCUUCUGUACCUAAGAUCUUCAACUAUGUCUUCAAGGGUCCAAAUCAUCUCCAUCCAGUUUAUUUCUAACCUUUUAGCUAAUCAAACCAGUAGGAUAUUAGAAGUGUCUCCAGAAGCUUCAAUUUCUUCAAUUUGGUUUCUAGUUUGUAAAAUUUUUAUUCUCCAUUCACGUAUUAAUGUUGAGGCAUACUUAAAUGGUCAGUCUCCCUUUUACAAUUUUUUUUAAUGCUCUUAAAUUUCUGCCACUGCAGCCAUUUAGGAUCUUGAUUCUGUUCUGCUCUCUAAUAACUGUAGUCCUCCAAUAUUCUUGUUUUCCUAAACUGUUAUUCUCAUUCCUUAUUGUUCGUAUGCAAAGUAUCUCCUAAUAUUUUCAAAAUGUUCCUAAUAUGUAGAGUAUGUAAGUUGAUCUUUAGUUCUGUUCCUAUUAUAUAUUUGAUCUUAGCAGUCACUUUUUCCUUCAUAUACAUCAAUUCCUGUAUCUAAGUCUUCCAUUACAGUACGAGUGUAGGCCUACCUCUACACCUGUCUCUCUCCUCAGUAUGUAUUAUUCUGCUGUCUGUACCUUAAGGAACAUAUUAUAUAUUAGGAAAAAAAAAUGUAUUUAAACUGUGGAAUAUAUGUCUUUUCUGUUAAUCUCUUUUCCUUCUGGCCUAGCCUAGAUAAGGGUAUUAUGCUGCUGUUCCUAUCAGUCUUUUCCUAAGGAAAUCAAAACUGUAUACCUAUACCACUCAUCAAAAACAUUCAUGCUUUAAUGGAAACACUGCAUCGACCUCAACUGCCAGAAAUUCUGGCCAUUUUGUGCUUUUGCCAACAGGGUCAUGAAGCUUGUAAAGUUUGGUUUUGAGAAAGCCGCACUGAAUCUUGUUCAGAUCACACCAGGACCUGCAUCCCAUGAACUAAGAAAAAUUAAUUCCAUACUGAAGUAGAAUCCACCACCACUUUUACCAACCUCCUGAAUAGAUGGUCCACGCUAAGAAGCAAAUAGAACCUAAGAACUAUAAGUGGUAUGAAUGAUUAAGGAAAAUUUGGUAGAUGUAAGUUACAUCUAUGAUAAUACAAGACUACAAAUGAUAAAUUAUUGCUCAACUCUGAAUGCAGUUAUCUGGAACAUUUUACACAUACUGAGUAAACAGAAUAAUUCCAAAGUGUCGUCAGUCCUCCUUGGAGAUGCUACAUUACCAAAAUGAAAGAAAACACAUUACAUUUUGUUUUUGUUUGUUUGUUUAUAUGGUGUUUUUACAUUGCAUGGAACCAGUGGUUAUUCAGCAACAGGACCAACGGCUUUACGUGAUUUCCGAACCACAUCGAGAGUGAACUUCUAUCACCAAAUUACACAUCUCUCACUCCUCAAUGGAAUGACCGAGAAUCGAACGCAAAACACCAUACCAACCACGCCACUAAGGCGCUUGCAUUACAUUUUAAACAUUUUUUUUCUUACAAGUUGCAGCUUUGCUAUUCCUAUUUAAUUUAGCUUGAAGGUAAUGACAGGGUGAAAAAGGGUCAAUGGAUAUUAAACUGUAAACACUGACAGUCUUUAAGAAUGCAACUGCUAAAAUUAUGUCACACAUCUAAACCUUUACAUAAAUUGUGAUUAAUGUAUGAUAAUUUCUUGCAAUGAAAGAACAAAAGAGCACCAAAGGAUGAACAUUAAUAACUGCUACCUCAUGAAAUAAGGACAAGUUCUUGAUAAGCAUGGGAUUUUACUACCUAAUGUCAGGUCAGGAAUAUUUCUAGUCCUAACUACAUCUUCACACUGUAAAACCACUCGACAUGACAAGAAUUCCUGUAUAACUUUGUUUACUGACAUCAUCACAUUGUAUUUUUCUCUGGCAAUUUUCUGUGUGGACAUACAUGAAGCAAACAUUUUCUUACUUCUCUCAUGCUUUAAGUGUACUUCACUUCUGCUGCUGUUGGUGUUGCUCAAUCGUGUUUUCCCCAUCAAAUAAAAACCUGUUUCUUCUUGGUCUACCAAAAUUGCUGAAUGUAUGGGUAAGGGAAAUAAAAACCAGUGGUUUGGCAUAAGGCUUUUUGUCAAGAACACAUAAAAAUUCAAGAUAGGCAACCUAAAUAAUAAAGGCCUCAUGUUUCGAAUCAUGAAUCUGUCUUAAUUUACCUAACCCAUUUUUAAAGUAUUUUAAAGAUUUGCAAUCUGAAAAUCAAUUAAUCUCUAGCUACUGUCAAACUUUCACCUGUCAAAUACUGAAUACUGUACUAUAAGUUAUCAUCUAACUGUGCAAACU
Molecule: messenger RNA, 6136 nt
Organism: Macrobrachium nipponense
Lineage: Eukaryota; Metazoa; Arthropoda; Malacostraca; Decapoda; Palaemonidae
Exons: 8
Coding region: 409-1185 (258 amino acids)
Source: RefSeq, a predicted model, not a curated record